AGAAAUAAACCAGGUGAGAUGUUACAAUAUAUGUUUUUGGGGGUAAAAUAUAUAAUUUGUGUAUAUCUUGAAUGUAAAUAAAUUAUUUUUGUACUCCACAGAUGUUUCAUACACUAAAUUUUGUAUGGAAGAAGUAAACAACAGUUUGAAAAAUGGAAAAACAAACAACACUAUCAAAGCCAUGGAGAUCCUGGAAGAGGUUUUAAAGGAAACAGAGUUGAAUGAGACUACAAGCUUGUCUGUUGGGAGUAUGGUGGCCAUCCUGCACAAGCCCAAAGGGCCCUUCAAAGGACUCAACAUUUUUGCCACUGAUGAUAAGGCAACAUUAAGCGAGGCUGUCCCCAACAGCAGAGUGAGUGUUCGACUGCCGAGAGAGUUGGAAGCUGAAUCAAGCAACACAAUUGUGUUCUGCAUGCUCACGUGGCCUGACAGAAGCACGACCCUAUGGGGAAGCUCACAUGAAUUAUAUGAGAGCAGACUGGUUGGCCUGAGCGUGAGUGGCAAGAAUAUUACAGGACUACAGGAGCGUGUCAACAUCACAGUGAAUCUUGCUGGAAAUGGAACUACAACUUCAUUCAACAAAUCGUUUACCGAAACCCUACAGCCCAAAUGUGUGUUCUUGAACUUUUCAACACAGGCAUAUAGCACUGAUGGCUGCAUAACCCUGUGGAAAUUUGGUCAGAGUAACGUCACCUGCUCCUGUGACCACCUCACAUACUUCGGCGUGCUUAUGGUUUCUGCAAACAUCUCACCUAAAGACCAGGAGAUUUUGUCAUACAUCACUGUGAUUGGCUGUAGUAUUUCUCUGUUAACCCUGAUCAUCACUUUUCUGCUCUUCAUCACAAAUAGAAAAGCCAGAGCAGAUCUCUCCAUGAAGGUCCACAUCCACCUCGUCAUUGCCCUGAUCCUGCUCAACCUGCAUUUCCUCCCCAGCCAGGCAGUGGCACUGUCCUCCACUGGCUUUUGCUUUUACAUGGCCCUUUCUCUUCACUACUCCCUUCUGGCCGCACUCAUCUGGAUGUCCCUGGAGGGGUUCCACCUCUACCUUCUCUUAGUUCGAGUCUUCAACAUCUAUGUCAAGAAAUACUUACUCAAACUCAGCGUGGUGGGAUGGGGUAUCCCAGCAGUCAUUGUGGCCCUGGUUGCAAUCAUCGACAGAAGCUCGUAUGGACUUGUCCCUCUGGACUCAGCUAACUCCAACAGCACCGCAAUAUGCUAUAUAGUCAAUAACACAGUGAAGAUGGUGACUACAGUUGGAGUAUUUUGCCUGGUGUUCAUCUUUAACAUGUUCAUGUUAGGGGUGACAGUCAGAAGCAUUGUGAUUCUCCGCCGGAGCAAAGAGUUUGGGCCAAUUGACCAUGACAGAGCCAAGCGAGACAUCUAUACCCUGCUGGGGAUCACCACUCUGCUCGGCAUUACCUGGGGCCUGGUCUUCUUCUCAUUUGGCUACCUGACCACUGCUGGCCUCUACCUCUUCUGCAUCCUGAACUCACUGCAAGGUUUCUUCAUCUUCCUGUGGUUUGUGAUGUCUCUGAGAAAAACUGGAAAACCAGCUACUAUGGGGAGUAGUGAAACACGCAGCACCAACAGCUAAGCCUAAAACCAACACACCAAGACAGUUUUUCGUGUGUGUGUGUGUGUGUGUGUGUGUGUGUGUGGUUCUCCCUUAUUAUUUCUGCUUUAGAUCAUGAUGAUGAUUUAAUGCACAACCAUGUCACAGAGAAGCACGCAUGAUAGUUAGCGCUAGCUCAUUCAGGUGACUCCAAUAUUAGAUUUCAAAAAGUUUAACAAGUCUUAGUUUUAGUGCUAUUUUUAAAAGGUGUUACCAAUUAUUGUCACACCCUGGUGUGCUAAAACCUUGUAGAAAAAGCUUUAUCCCUCCUCUAAUACAUAGCAAUUCUACUUCAUCCAUUCUUUGCACCACUUUGUGAACAUAAAAAUAGCAUUUAAGUUA
This is a messenger RNA of Etheostoma cragini (Arkansas darter), 1954 nucleotides long. RefSeq names its product adhesion G-protein coupled receptor G1-like. Gene Ontology annotation, molecular function: G protein-coupled receptor activity. The coding region runs from base 125 to 1594 and encodes 489 amino acids. The transcript is spliced from 12 exons. Gene Ontology annotation, cellular component: membrane. Lineage: Eukaryota; Metazoa; Chordata; Actinopteri; Perciformes; Percidae. The record is from RefSeq and is a predicted model, not a curated record. Gene Ontology annotation, biological process: adenylate cyclase-activating G protein-coupled receptor signaling pathway; cell surface receptor signaling pathway.